AGCCUUCAACGCACACCCACAGCUUUUUCUGGAGCUCUUCCUUACCUCCUCUGGGUAUAUAAGCAAAUGCAGACAACUCCUGGAAAGGAGCAGCAAGUCGUUUCCAACAAAGAUAAACAAUUCUGCACUGCUCAGGUGAUUCCUACACGCAACAUUUUUCGAGUUAAAAAGGAGUUUUGUGAACCUGAACCAUCACCACCAUGUCUGAUACCAGUGCCACCCCAACCUCUCCCCCUGCCCCCACGCCAACUCCCUCUAAGGGGAACAGGCGCGGCCGGAAAGCAGGCCCUGCUGACAACUCUAACUCAGAGUUUGCCAACUUUCCUGAAGUAGAGUAUUUUAUUGCACCUGGACCAAGAGGAUACCCACCCCUGACAGAGUUUCUGGACAUCUGGGAUGUGGAUAUGAUAAGAAGAAUUGAUGAGAGCAACAAGUUAGAGCACCACACCGAGCUCUACAACUCGGAAAAUCUCAUUGUGCGCAGAGGACAGGAGUUUCAAAUCAAGCUGACCUUCAAUCGCCCCUACAAACCAGAUGAAGACAAGUUUGCAGUGGAGUUUACCAUUGGCUCGAGCCCGCAGUUCAGCAAGGGCACCUACAUCCCUGUCUUCUUCACAAAGGAGCGUCAGAGUUCAUGGGCAGGUCGCGCCAUUGCAAACUCAGACAACAUCGUCACUGUAGGCAUCACUCCUGCAACAAACUGCAUUGUGGGGAAGUACAACUUAUACGUCGCUGUGGUCACGCCUUAUGGCGUCCGCAGGACACGACCAGACAAAAGCCGAGAGAUGUACAUCCUCUUUAACCCCUGGGCUAAAGAUGAUGCUGUGUUCCUGGAUGAUGAGAUGGAGAGGCAGGAGUGUGUGAUGAAUGAGAUGGGGAUUAUCUAUCAUGGUGCUUACAACGACGUUGCUGAAAGAAGCUGGAACUAUGGACAAUUCAACUAUGGAGUCCUAGAUGCUUGUCUCUUCAUCUUGGAUCAUUCAGAAAUGCCCAUCAUCAACAGAGGAGAUCCCGUUAAAGUAACCAGACAAGCUUCCGCCAUGAUGAAUUCUCAAGAUGACAAUGGUGUGUUGGUUGGGGAUUGGAGCGGUGACUACAUCUAUGGAGUGUCACCCACUUCCUGGACCGGCAGUACGGACAUCCUGAUCAGCUAUGCCAGAAGCAAAGCACCCGUCCGCUAUGCUCAGUGCUGGGUCUACGCCGGCGUCUUCAACACAUUCCUGCGCUGUCUUGGCAUCCCGUCUCGUGUUGUGACCAACUUCUUCUCUGCACACGACAAUGAUGGAAAUCUGAAGACUGACAUCAUCUUAGACGAGAAUGGCAAAAUUGACAAAAACCGCACCAGGGACUCUGUAUGGAAUUACCAUUGCUGGAAUGAGUGCUACAUGUCUAGGCCUGACCUCCCCCAGGGCUAUGGCGGCUGGCAGAUUGUGGAUGCAACUCCACAGGAGACCAGCGAUGGUAUGUACAGAUGUGGACCAGCAUCAGUCCAUGCAAUCAAACACGGAGAGAUAUGCUUUCCCUAUGAUGCAGCCUUUGUGUUUGCUGAGGUUAACAGCGAUGUGGUAUUUUAUUCCCGAAGGAGAGAUGGGACUUUGGAUCUUGUCAAAGUUAAUCGCACUCACAUAGGUCGCAUGGUUUUGACAAAAGCUCCAGGCGAGGAGACUCGCCGUGACAUCACCAGUCAAUACAAGUUUCCUGAGGGCAGCGCAGAGGAGAGGACUGUCCUGGAAAAGGCAGAAGAGUACGGCUGCAAACGCGUAAAGGACAACCCAUCUCUGGCUGACGUGGACCUGACUCUCCCAACUCUGGAGAUCAGUGUCGGCGAUGACUUUGAGUUAGAUCUGGAGUUUGUAAACCAUACUAAGGAGAAGCGAACAGUGGCGGCUUACAUCAGUGGGAGCGUAGUUUACUAUACUGGUGUUUCCGGCCAUGAGUUCCUGUUCAGAACCCCCACUGUUCAAAUUGGGCCACAAAAAAGUGUCAAAGAACUGGUGCAGAUUGAGUCAAAAAAGUACAUGCAGCACCUGGUGGAACAGUGCAACCUCAACUUUAUUGUAACAGGGAAGAUCAAAGAGACGGGAAAGAUUGUCACUGCAACCAAACUUGUUACUCUACACAACCCCAAACUCACCGUGGAGGUGUCUGGAAACGCCAAAGUGAAUGAAGAGAUGAUGGUGACUGUGGAGUUCACCAACCCCUUCAGCUUCAGCCUUGAAGACGUGAACGUUCGCAUGGAAGGACCGGGGGUCAUGUUGCCGAGGCGCAAAACUUUCAGUUUGAUCCUUGGAGGCUCCCAUCUUACCUGGACUGAGCUGUUUAGCCCCCAAAGGCCCGGCAAAACCAGGAUAAUUGCCACUCUGGACUGUCCUUCUCUGCGGCAGGUUGACGGCCAGGUGUCCCUAACUGUCGAACCCUGAGCAACACAGCUAGAUGGGUUUAUGCUAGCAGCAAUCUGCUUCCACCUUACUGUAUUACCCUUUCAGUAGAUUUUUAUCCUUAAGCUAGGAAGUGACCCUUUAACACCGGAGCUUCUUGUCGAUGCAAAAACAACAUUGGUGCAAAAAUCAGAGUAAGGCCGACAUGAAAAGGUGCUUUUUUCUGCGUCAGAAUCAGCUGAUUCCCACUGAUUGCAUAGACGGCUGAAGCGUUAAGAUAGGUCAAAGAAUGUGUGUUAUUUAGAUGUUGCCGGUGUUAAAGGGUUAAGAUUUAGAAUGUGGUAGUUUCAAAAUAGAAAAAAAAGUUUACCUUUUGGUUAUUAUUACUUUGAUUUUUGAAGAUUCUUGUAGAUUUCUUGCUGACCUGCAGAUGGGUAACAACAUUUUACACAAAAUUCAACAAGCAUCUCAUUUCAGUCAAAGUGAUUUGUUGCAGCUUUCAUAUAUGAAUUUGUAAAACCCAGCUUUCAUAAUCAAUGCUGCCAUACUAUUCUAAUGAUGAGAACUGUAAGUUUAUGUAUUUUCAUAUAUAUUCUGGUAUGUUGUUGCAUGUUUUCAAAGUGAAAGUUCUUGCUAAAAUAUAGACUGAAUGUAUUCUGCAAUAAAUCCUUUUUUAUAUCUUC
Messenger RNA from Oryzias latipes (Japanese medaka), 3061 nucleotides. It is a transcript of the gene f13a1b, whose product is annotated as coagulation factor XIII, A1 polypeptide b. The record is from RefSeq and is a predicted model, not a curated record. Gene Ontology annotation, biological process: peptide cross-linking; blood coagulation, fibrin clot formation. NCBI's taxonomy places the organism in Eukaryota, Metazoa, Chordata, Actinopteri, Beloniformes, Adrianichthyidae. Gene Ontology annotation, molecular function: protein-glutamine gamma-glutamyltransferase activity.